CGAGACAGCCCACGGGUCCUUACCGGCACCCACCAUCGCUCUAGAGCCCUACCUGGCUCUUCCCAAUCCCGACAAGACUACCUUCUGCGCCAGUCCGGAACCUGAGCUAAUCGGAAGAAAUUUGUAUUCCGUAGAGCGCCCGCACGACUUCAUCAGCCCGCACCAAACAUGGUCACGUCAAGCUCUGCGAGAGGGGGGUAGGGGGAGCGACGGCACUGCCAAGACCCAAGAUGGCGCCGGCUCCUAUUGUAUUGUUAGAACCGAUUCCAAGAUGGCCGCCCCCUGCGGAGCGUUUUGCUGCCAGGAUCCAAGAUGUCUUCCCCCCGCCUUCGGCAUGGCCUGAUUCCAUUAAGGCCUCACCAGCGCCCUCCAGAUGGUGUCUGACCUCAUCAAAGAUGGCUGUUGGAAGUGCCCCGUUUUAUUAGGCUCUUAUCCUUCAGUCCUCACUGGAGUGCUGGGGUUCGCCUCUGAGAUGGCGGCAGCUGAGCUGGAGUACGAGUCUGUCCUUUGCGUGAAGCCUGAUGUCAGCGUGUACCGCAUCCCGCCGCGAACCUCCAACCGCGGAUACAGGGCAUCUGACUGGAAACUGGACCAUCCAGACUGGACAGGGAGACUUCGUGUCACUUCCAAAGGAAAAACUGCAUAUGUGAAACUAGAGGAUAAGGUCUCAGGGGAGCUUUUUGCUCAGGCUCCCAUAGACCAAUAUCCUGGCAUUGCUGUGGAGACUGUGACGGAUUCGAGCCGUUAUUUUGUGAUUCGGAUUCAGGAUGGGACUGGACGAAGUGCUUUUAUAGGCAUUGGUUUCACAGAUCGUGGUGAUGCCUUUGACUUCAAUGUGUCUUUGCAGGAUCACUUCAAGUGGGUGAAGCAGGAAACUGAGAUCUCCAAGGAGACCAUGGAAGCUGACACGCGUCCUAAAUUGGAUUUAGGGUUCAAGGAGGGGCAGACCAUCAAACUAAACAUUGGGAACAUGACAACUAAGAAAGGAGGAGCAGCCAAGCCUCGUGUGUCUGGAUCAGGGGGCCUAAGUCUGUUGCCACCCCCGCCAGGAGGCAAAAUUGCAGUCCCUUCAAUCCCUCCUGCUUCUUCCACAUCCAUUGCCAACCAUGUCUCACCACCACCCAUGCUGAAAUCCAGCAACAUGAGCAGUGCAGAUAUUCUGUUAGACUUAGAUGCUCCUGCAUGUGCAUCCAAGACACCAACAUCAACUACCACAGAUGUCUGGGGUGACUUCAACACUGCAUCCAGUGGUGUUCCUAAUCAGGCUCCUCAGCAGUCCAACUGGGUCCAGUUCUGAAUGGUUAAAGCAGUGGAACGGAAUAAACUGAUGACCAAGAGUCUAGAGGCACAAAUAGAGUCACAGGGGGCACAAACCUCUCCAAUCUGCAAUCAAGAACAAGUUGGACAAUUUUUUUUUUUUUUUUAAGCC
Molecule: messenger RNA, 1429 nt
Organism: Lagopus muta (rock ptarmigan)
Lineage: Eukaryota; Metazoa; Chordata; Aves; Galliformes; Phasianidae
Gene: NECAP1
Product: NECAP endocytosis associated 1
Exons: 8
Coding region: 374-1297 (307 amino acids)
Biological process (GO): endocytosis
Cellular component (GO): clathrin vesicle coat; membrane
Source: RefSeq, a predicted model, not a curated record